GGCAUCUCGCUCUUUUCGCCCCGAUGAGGUGCAUAUGUGAGGCGUGCAGUUGACAUGCGGCCGCACUUCGAAGACGACCCCGAUCUGCCCCCGCUGCAGGGGGGGCGGUGGGUGCUCACGUCGACGCCGACGGCGACGCCUCGGUCCAGUUUCCGAUCGGUGCAAGGCCGGCUACAAGUCGACUUCGAAGACAUGGGGGAGUCCGGGGGCAGACUGGCCCGGAUCAAAGAGUUUUGCUUCAAGAGGUCCAUUCUCAUCUUCAUCACGCUGGCCUCCUUCGGGGGUGCCGCCUUCCUCGUCGGACUCGGUCUCAACGCCCAGACUGUGUUCCCGGGCUCCGACCCGAACGCCCUGGAAUCGCCCAGUGUCGACAGUAGACCCUUGUCCGCGUCUGAGUCCCUCGUAGCGUCAGGCAACCGCUUCAGAGAGCCCGAGAGAGUCUACGAGCUGAGAGAGUUGACGUCCUGCCCGGAACACGAGGGCCUGCAACUCUACCCCCAUCCCAAGUACUGCGAUCAGUUCUACAAGUGCGCCAAUGGCACCCUGUCGUUGGAGACGUGCGAGAACGGCCUGCUCUUCGACGGGAAGGGAUCCGUCUACAACUACUGCAACUACCACUGGGCCGUGGAGUGCGGUCAAGCGAGGAUAGCCGACAUUCCGGCUAUCAGGAGUCCAGGAUGCGAGUUUCGCUUCGGGAUCUUCCCCAAGUCCUCCCACUGCGAGACGACCUACAUCAAGUGCGAAUUCGGGAUCCCCGACGAGAAGAGCUGCAUCGCCGGCCUCGCCUACGACGACAGGGUCCACCAGUGCAACUGGCCCGACCUGACUCCCGACUGCGACCCAGAGGAGAUCGUGAACUUCAAAUGCCCCGACAAGCUGCCGCCAGGUUCCCUGGCCAGGAAGUUCCUCCCCUUCCCCCGCUUCUCCGCGGGCGACUGCCAGUCCCUGAUCGUCUGCGUGAACGGCUACCCGAGGAGAGUCCAGUGCGAAGUCGGGAAGGUCUUCAAUCGAAUUACGCUUUCCUGCGACUAUCCCGAGAACGUCCCCGAGUGGUGA
Messenger RNA from Darwinula stevensoni, 1056 nucleotides. The record is from the annotation of a GenBank genome assembly. NCBI's taxonomy places the organism in Eukaryota, Metazoa, Arthropoda, Ostracoda, Podocopida, Darwinulidae.